Messenger RNA from Fusarium sp. VM40, 465 nucleotides. NCBI's taxonomy places the organism in Eukaryota, Fungi, Ascomycota, Sordariomycetes, Hypocreales, Nectriaceae. The record is from the annotation of a GenBank genome assembly.
AUGUCGACAGAAGCUCCCAAUCCUCGCGUUGGUGUCGCCGCGCUUAUCUACUCCCGCGAUGGCAAAUUCCUCACUGGCAAGCGGACAGGUAGCCACGGAGCAGGCACUAUCCAACUUCCAGGCGGUCAUCUCGAUUACGGCGAGAGCUUCCUCGCCUGCGCCGAGCGAGAGACUCUCGAAGAAACAGGCCUUCAAAUCCGCGCCAUCAAGGUCGUGGCUGUAACGAACGAUGUAUUUGAGCAGGAGAAGAAGCACUAUAUUACCAUUUUCGUCCGCUGUGAGAUGGUAGACGAGAAUGCUGAACCUCAGAUCCUUGAACCCCAGAAGUGCGAGGGCUGGUUUUGGAAGAAUUGGGAUGAUCUGAAGAAGCUUCUUCCGGGGGCGUCAGAGAGCGGGGAGAAGCUGUUCUUGCCAAUGAUCAACUUGCUUGCGCAAACAGCUAACCUGGAUGAAUUGAGAUCCUGA